AAUAAGCUUUGGUCGUGAGAGCACUCUAGCGGUAAGUGUGUCCACCGCAUGGCAGCGCCGCCACGAGCAUAGAAGACAACAGUUGCAAAAACAAUCGCAAAUUACAUAUAUCACGAGUGCUUGCAGAUUGUAAGAAAAAAGUUGAAGGAAAAAAUUCAAAUAUUUUGGGCACAAAUCUUCCGUGCCAUACACACACAUAGUAGCCUCUCCGACAGCCAUAAAUAUCAAAUUUAAGAAGAAAGCGUGCGCACAUAAAUUACAAAUUAACAUACUUAAUGUAAUUACAAACGCCGCCAUUCUCGCGCAUAUUUACACGCUAAGCUCACGCCUUCGAGCCUGUCAGCCGAGUUACCCGACUACAUCAAUACCAAUACCGAUGGCGGCGUACUCAUUCGCAGGAUUCGCUGAACACACUUAUGUUCGCCGCUACUGGCUAAUAUGCUGCCAAAUAAUGCUGUUCGCUUGUUUGUUAUUUUUGCUAAUCGUAUUAUUAUGCCCGCCGUAUAUCUUGACCAACGGCAAUGAGAACGCGUACACCAACAACAACAGCAACACUAAUACGCAAAGUAACGGCGAUUUUCAAACGCAAAUUCGCAAUAAAUUAGAGGAAAAUCCCUACAGUCAGCAGGAAGCGCCACAUCACCUAAACCGAAGCGUUGAAGGCAACGUUGUUGUUGUUGGUGUGGUCGGUGGUUUACUUGACGACCACAAUAAUUUGCCCAAGUCACGCAUCGCUGCUGGACACGACUAUGGUAGAAAAAAUGCUUGGCCUGCGAAUAACCACGCGCACGCGGGGUACACAUCCGUUACAGACGGCGAGGAAAUUAUUAGAAGCAGAGCUUGGAUUUUGCAUAACAGUGAAGUUAACAGCGGAAAUGCAGUGCGAAAUAAAACUAGCGCACAGGAUCCUAUCAAACUCAUAACACUGGGAAAUAUAUUGAAGAGCAGACAGAAAAAGUUCAUCAUUUACAGUGGAGCUGGCAUGUUGAAAUACGUAGUAGGUGUAUCUUUUCCAAUUCCUCUCGCCGAUCCACACCGCUCACUUAAUCACUACUAUAAUUUACAAAUCCAAUAUCCAGCUUUACCAAGACCGCUCUAUUGGUGGAAUUUUUUCAACUCCAGCACUUUUGCAGCACGUCGCCAACAGCGUCAACAAAUUGAUGCCACCCAAAUAAAGCCAGGUUCGCAUAUUAAACACGAUGCAAGUCGCGAAUUUAUUUAUAAAGGAGUCGAGAAAAUUUUUGAACAGCAAGGUCUAUCGGGUGAAUCCUGUUUACAACAAGCUAUUUGUGAAAUCUCCCAAGUACCGUUUCAUGUACCCCGAAUUUGGAGAAACGAUUUGAGACACUUAUGGCAGGCCAUAAUCAAUGCUGUUUUAAUACCUACUGUACCCAAUGUGGAUAUGAAAUAUUUGCAUGCCAGCCAAGCGGGACGUUUCGGUGUUGACUGUCAACAAACAUUUAAUCAGUGCCCGCAAAGAGUAAAUGAGUGGCUACGAAGAGUGGCUAAUAUGGUUUGAGAUACGAAAUUAUUUAAUGAGAGCUGACCAAAACCUGUGCAAAUACAUUGACUAAAUAUGCUUGUAUAUUUAUUGUACCAUUAAACUAAAAAUGUUGAUGAAAUAGGAGGCUAAUAAAAUAAUGUAAUCUUGAUUUUUAUAAUA
Bactrocera oleae (olive fruit fly) is the source of this 1663-nucleotide messenger RNA. RefSeq lists its product as uncharacterized. NCBI's taxonomy places the organism in Eukaryota, Metazoa, Arthropoda, Insecta, Diptera, Tephritidae. The record is from RefSeq and is a predicted model, not a curated record.